ACAGCCUUCUUUCCUUUCCUUUCCUUUUCAUUCUGGUCUAUAUUUUCUCUCUCUCCCCUUUUCCCACCAUUAAUGGCUACGUCUUCGAGAACUAAAUCAAGCGGACCUGUGCUUCGCUCCGGCUCGCCCUCGAGCAGAUUUUGCUCAUAUUCCACGUCCAACACUCGUUUUUCUUCCCCUUCAUCCGCUUUCGCUUCCUCUACCAGUUCUAGCUUUUCGUCCCCAUCUUCCACCUUCUUCAAUCAGACCCACCGUCAACAGCAUCACUCCCAACAUCGAUCGGCUUCUCCUACUCGUGUCAAUCUCUAUACCUCCACCCCUCCUUCGUCUGCCGUCCGAUUCUCUAUUGACCACCGUUCCGUCUCUCCCAACAGAUCUUUCUCCAGACAGGUCAUCGCUAAGAAGAAUCACCCCAUUUCGGUUCAGAAGAGAUCCUGUAUGUGCUCGCCGACCACCCAUCCCGGUUCGUUCCGUUGCAGCCUUCACAAGGGCAUGGCCAGCAAUAGCGGGAGCCAUCACACAGAUUCAUACUCGCCCAACCGGCUGAAUAUGCGCAGAUCAGCGAUGAAGAACUCUCUUGUGAGAAUCGGAGGAGUAGAAGGCGAGUGGGUCAAAAGGGCGCUGACCGCUUUGAUCCGGCCUUCUUCGCAUCAGCAGAGGAGGAGAGCGGCGUUUGAGCCCAGUCCAAGUCGUCUCUCAAUAAUGUCCAGGGCUGAGGAUCUCUGAUUGUUUUUCUUUACAGGUUCUUUCUUGCCUUGCCAGGGUUGUGGAAUUAUCUGGCUUCGCAAUACGCGAUCUGAGCCAGGAUCCGGCGAGGAGGCUGUUAGAUCGCGAUAGCUUUUUGCGUGUCAUCUCCGGCGAGUUUUGAUUUCGUCGACUGGAGUCGUUGUGGGUCGAUAGGGUUAAAGUGCAGAACAUCAUUGCAGACGGGAGCCGAUGUAGAGUCGUCACCGGGAACCAUGAAAGAUUCCGGCACGGAUCUAUGAGACUGGAUCCGGAGAAUUCCUUAUUGUACAUGCUAUUUGCUAAGGAAGGAGAUCUUGGGACAUAAUUUUUCGCCAAAUCAAAUCUAAACACUUGAAUUAACGUCACAGGCUAAAUUUGGAUGAUUCCAAUCGUAUUAAAAUUAAAACUAUGGUCUUAAGGGAUUGCUUCACUGUGAAAACUGUAUCGACUAACUGCGCAAACCAUCCCGUUCUAUGCAGCGGUGUGGAUCUGUUAUGCUUGCCGUCACCGGCCCCGUCUCGUGUGAUGGUUCCGUCGUUCUUAAGUCCUAACCCGUAGGGCGGUCCCGUCAUCCGUGCCGCCGCCGACUCCGUUAUGCCUCGUCAGGGGGGCUUGCGUUGCGUAUGGUGCUAGGUAUAUUCGUUUCCCUUUUUC
Neltuma alba is the source of this 1380-nucleotide messenger RNA. RefSeq names its product putative protein TPRXL. The transcript has a single exon. The coding region runs from base 73 to 726 and encodes 217 amino acids. The record is from RefSeq and is a predicted model, not a curated record. NCBI's taxonomy places the organism in Eukaryota, Viridiplantae, Streptophyta, Magnoliopsida, Fabales, Fabaceae.